Amborella trichopoda is the source of this 1949-nucleotide messenger RNA. RefSeq names its product DNAse I-like superfamily protein. Lineage: Eukaryota; Viridiplantae; Streptophyta; Magnoliopsida; Amborellales; Amborellaceae. The record is from RefSeq and is a predicted model, not a curated record. Gene Ontology annotation, molecular function: 3'-5'-RNA exonuclease activity.
GGAAAAUCCAUAUUGUUUAAAUCUCCCUCCCUCUUCCCCUCCCUCUCCCUCUCUUUCUCUCUCUCGAAAAUUAGGGUUCCCAUGAAAAUAAGUGGUUCCAUCUCCGCUGAUGAGACCUGUAUUAAGCAGGAGGAGGGCUUGGUAGUCUCUACCCACUGUGGCAAACGUCAAAGGUUUUCAGUAGAGAUCUCAGCUAACUUCCAAAGUUCAGACCAGGACUUCAAUCAAGAGGUCGUGACUUCGAAACGCAAGAAGCACAGCCGAAGAGCUUCAAAAAAGAGGAGAAAAACUUAUGAACCACAACAACGCAGAUGGGUUUUCUCUUCCCAUGAUUUGUCUUCAUAUAGAGAUAGGUUUGUGAUUGUCUCCUAUAACAUAUUAGGAGUCGACAAUGUCUUAAAGCACAUGGACCUCUAUCAUCAUGUUUCGCCACAAAUUUUAAAUUGGGACUGGAGGAAGAAUCUGCUACAUGAGGAGAUUAAAUGUUAUAAGCCAAGUAUUUUAUGCUUGCAGGAGGUUGAUCAAUUUGAUGAUAUAGUUAUGUUGCUCAAGAAAGAUGGCUAUGAAGGUGUUUACAAGGGUCGCACGGGAAAUGCAAACGAUGGAUGUGCUGUAUUCUGGAAGGAACACAUGUUCAACCUUUUGCAUGAAGAGAGCAUUGAAUUCAGAAAAUUUGGGCUUCGGGACAAUGUUGCUCAACUUUGUAUAUUGAGGUAUAAGGGCCGUCAUUGUGAGCGUAAUUUGCUCGUGGGAAACAUACAUGUCCUAUUCAACCCAAAACGUGGAGAUGUCAAGCUUGGACAGAUUCGAUUGCUUCUUAAGAAGGCCCAUACCUUGUCUCAACAAUGGGGAAAGAUUCCUAUUGUACUCACUGGUGAUUUCAACAGCUUACCACAGAGUGCCCUCUAUCAAUUUGUAGCUUCUUCCAAGUUGGAUCUUCUCAUGCACGACCGUAAGAAUAUUUCUGGCCAGAUUGAACACUCAUCAUGGCAGGAUCCAGUCGAGCAACAAAGGAAUCUCUCAGCAAGAUCUCCUUGGUAUUCAUAUAUUUGGAGUGCAGAAGAGAGAGAAAUUGCAACUGGCAAGGCAGGAUGUACCCAUCUCCAACAUCCUAUAAAUUUACGGAGUGCAUACUCAGAAGUUGCAGGAACUCAUAAUACAAGGGAUACUUGUGGAGAACCUUUGGUAUCAUCCUAUCACUCCAAAUUUAUGGGGACUGUGGAUUAUAUCUGGCACUCAGAGGAACUUGUUCCUAUUGGGGUUGUUGAUACCUUGCCAAUCAAUAUCCUACGAAGACGAAGAGGACUCCCGAGUGAGAAAACAGUCCGAUAGAAAUAUGGCAGAUUCGAAGGGAGCUCCCUAUGUUAUCCCUUCAGACAAGUUAGUUUGCUUUUGCCAUAUGCAUCUUUGAGCUCAUGGACUUCUGUAAUGACUCAUUCUUCACCUCUCUGAUGUGCCAUCAUAUUUACCCAUUCUCUAAAUCCCUUCCAUCAAGCUUUCCACGGUCAAGUGGUAUAGCAACUCCCUGGGCAUUUUCAGCGAUGCCCUUUUUCUUUUGCCCCCUCAGAAUCACAAAUACCUAAAUCCUCAUGAAUGUUUUUUAGCUUCGUGCCAUUUCUCAUUGAUUAAAGCACCCGCAUUAGAUAUCGAGAAUGAUGUUCAAAUUAGAGUCUAAUUGAGCUUUAGACAAAUAUCCAGUGGCUUGGGUAACUUGCUCCUUGAUCUAUCUCAAUGGUUGGUAGACUAGAGAGGAACCAGCUUUUACUUUUAAUUAUGUCCUCGACUCAUCCAUUGAAAUUUAUAUUGAAACCUGGGACACUGUUAACAAAUCAUGAUCCGUUUCCUGAAAUUCGUGGAACUGGUGUAGCAAGAGAGCUUCUUUUGAUUUCUUCCUUUCCAAAUACCCAAAUGAUGGCCUGCGGACACCUGUUUUACACCUAUGCUCUUUU